Messenger RNA from Drosophila gunungcola (fruit fly), 2897 nucleotides. RefSeq names its product probable serine/threonine-protein kinase yakA (gene fd3F). NCBI's taxonomy places the organism in Eukaryota, Metazoa, Arthropoda, Insecta, Diptera, Drosophilidae. The record is from RefSeq and is a predicted model, not a curated record. Gene Ontology annotation, biological process: cell differentiation; anatomical structure morphogenesis; regulation of transcription by RNA polymerase II. Gene Ontology annotation, molecular function: DNA-binding transcription factor activity, RNA polymerase II-specific; RNA polymerase II cis-regulatory region sequence-specific DNA binding.
AUGAUUGCAACAUGGGCAGUGCAUCCAGCCCCCACGACGGAUCCCAUUAACACUAGCAAUCAACAACAACACAACAACAACAACACAACAACAAUGAAGUGCCACCAAUCAAAUAAUAACAACACGCCCGAUUACAACUUUCUGAAGCGCAAGUACCAAGAUUCGGAAGAUCUGGUCUUGGGCCAGGACUACGAGCCCAUCGAGACGAAUCCCUGGAAGAAGCGGCACCUGGAGUACGAUGUCCCCGGCGACCUGCAGUUCCACUUGCAACUGGAGCAGAGCGGCAGCAGCAGCAGCAGUAGGAGUAGCAAGCCAGCACCUGCCCCAGUCACAGCGUCCUUCAUCAACGAUCUGUUUGCCUACGAUGGCAGUCUCCUGGUGCCCGCCCCUGCCGUCGGCUACUCCCACUGUCCGCCCUCGAGCAGUGUUCCCCUGGAGGACACUGGCGGCUGGACGGGCGGCGAACUGCUCGAGCUGGACCAUCGCUACAACUCGGUCUGCAGGCGGAGUGGGCCGCUGAAUGCCACUUUGCCGCCGCCGCCACCGCGCCGCCAGAAACACAAAACCACAUCAGCUCAGCCACAACAAAGCCCACUUAAUCCCAGCCAGAGUAGCAAUGCGAACCAAAAUCAAAACUUUUGGUCCCACAGAAAGCAGCAGCAGCAGCAACAGCAGCAGCAGCAGCAGCAGCGGAUAUUGUCGGCUGGGCGACGCACUUCGUCCGGUUCGGAGGCCACCGGCGAGGCGGACUUCGAGUUCAAGAACCUGUCCUGGCUGCUCAACUUCAAGUUCGACGUUCCGCACCUGUCGCCGCACAGUCAAGCCCAGGCAGUCGUCCAUCUGCCCGAGGGCAGUGCUCCUGCUCCUGCUCUCUGCUCCCGCCCCUCAAAUCCUCCCACGGUGUCCUGCAGUUCCGCCUCGCCCACAUCCGCCUCCGUAUCCGCCGCAUCCGCAUCCGCCACCAACUCGAAUCACUCGGGAUCGGGUUUAAUGGAUCCACGGGCCAGAUCGCCCAAGAGCAGCUGCGCCAACGGGUCAAUGGCAACGGGAGGAGGAGCACCAGCUCCAUUGGGCGGCCCCACCAAAGCGGGACGCAAGUUCGAGGAGCUGGUCAUGGAGGUCACCUCGGAGCUGGACGGCAGCGACAUGAUCGUCGCCGAGCACGUUGUCGUCGAGGACACCUCUUCCAAGCAGGCCAAGAAACCACCGUUCACCUACACGGAGCUCAUCGAAUACGCCCUCGAGGAUAAGGGUGAGCUGACUGUGUCGGGCAUAUACCAAUGGAUAUCUGAUCGUUUUCCGUACUACAAGUCCAAUGAUGACCGCUGGAAGAACUCGGUGCGACACAAUCUCUCGAUUAACCCACAUUUUCGCAAGGGUGUGAAAGCGCCCCAGGGAGCCGGUCACCUGUGGGCCAUUUCCAGCGGCGAUUCGGCCGAAAACGUACUGGCCUGGGAGCAUAAGAAGCAACGCUUGGACUUGUUCUUCAAAAUGGAGUCCAUAAAUCGGGAGCGCAUACAGCAGCACCAGCAACAGCAGCAGCAACUGCAACAGCAGCAACAGCAGCAACAGCAACAGCAGCAGCAGCAGCAACACUCGCCGCAGCAACAUGCCACACAGCAGCAACAUCAGGCGGCACAACAGCAACAUGCAACACCGGCCAGCAGUUGUUUGUACGAUGAGGCCGCUGUGGCUGCGGCCACUCUCACCCAGGAAAUGAUGUCGUCCAGUGGUGCAGGUGGCGUGGUCAGUGAGCAGAUCCCAUCCCAGCAGAACCACCACAACCACCAGAGCCACCACAACCACCAGAGCCACCAGAGCCACCACAAUCACAAUCACAAUCACAAUCACCACCAAAGACUGCUGCCCUUCAACGAUCUGCUGAGCGACGAUGAGCUGCGAAAGACAGCGGGCCAAAUACUGAACGGAAUCCAUCGCGAGGUGGAGGUCCAGUCGGUCAACUCCAUCAUCAGCACUUACCACGAUGUCCUGCUGGACAAUGACUACCUCAAUCCCAUACACAAGGAUGUGGUGGUCACGGAAAGUGUCCUUCGGCAGCAUCACGGACACUUGGGCGCCGGCAGUAGCAAUCACAUGGGUGGCAGUGGCAGUGGAAACGGAAAUGGAAAUGGCCACAUGGGCGGCGGCAGCUCGCAGUACUACAUCACCGAAAUCGAUCCCAUGGAGCUGGGCAUCCAGAUGUCGCACCAGGUGGAACCCUCCGAAGAGGAGGUGCUCUUCAGCGACGAGUUCAACCUCAACUACUUUGGCUAUAGCACCGGCAGCGAUAUCGUCGCUUGACCGCGCAGACAGCAACCAACAGCUCCUCAAGCUCCAGCUCCAGCAGCUCCAGCUCAGCCAAGCAAUUAGAAAACACAUACUAUAUAUCCUGCUCGAACGAUCCGGCUCCAUGCCAUGACAAACAAUCGUAAUUGUAGCCGAUCUACUCAUAAGCCAACUCUAAACGAAUACUAGUCACACUUAAAAACCAAAAACCAAAAACAAAAAACAAAAAACAGAAAACAACUUACAUGUAACCACCUAACCAUUUAGCCCCUAUGUAUAGUUUGUACCCCUUUUUUUUGUCUAUACUUUAGUUGAAUACCUAGCCGAUAAGUAGCUUGCUAGCAUUAAGUACUUAUCCCUAUAUCUAUGUACUAUAACUAUCUGCAGAUCUGACAUACUAUACAUACUUAGCUCUUGCUCUUGUCUCCGAAUUUAGUUAAGUGUUUUUACAAGUAGCUGAAUAUCCAUAGAUAUUACCAAACAGAACGAUUUCCUCUCCUCAAAUAUGUUAGCAAAACCAGGGCUAGAGAGCAGACGAAGUACUACUUAUCCUAGUGCCCAAACCUUACCCAUGUCCGUAGAACUAAUGGCACCUAACUGGUUUUAUUAAU